Formica exsecta is the source of this 893-nucleotide messenger RNA. RefSeq names its product protein JTB (gene JTBR). Bases 115 to 567 code for a protein of 150 amino acids. Gene Ontology annotation, biological process: mitotic cytokinesis. The record is from RefSeq and is a predicted model, not a curated record. NCBI's taxonomy places the organism in Eukaryota, Metazoa, Arthropoda, Insecta, Hymenoptera, Formicidae. Gene Ontology annotation, cellular component: spindle; membrane; midbody. The transcript is spliced from 3 exons.
GUCCAAAACCAAGUCAGUGAGUCAGUGGCCUGUGUUGGCCCAUCAUUCCUACCGAUUCUUCUAAAAAAUUCUACAAAAUUAGAAUAGUAAAGAUUGAAGAAAUAGAAAUUGGAAAUGAUCGAAUCUUGUACGAAAAAGCGAAUGCUGCUAGGUAUUACAUUUUUAGGAGGAUUAACAGUUUUAGCGUUAAUUAUUGAGAGCCACUGGACAAGCAGCUCAAAUAAGCUUUAUGUUGACAAUUUUGAAAAUAAUUCCUCUUGUAUCUCGAAUGAUGAAUAUGAAGUGAUAUCUGAAUGUCAUCCGUGCACAGCUUUUGAAAUUGCUAGCGAAAGUAUCGGCAUAUGUAUCCAUGCAAGAUAUAAGGAAGUGCUAAAGUGUAAAAGUGGGGAAACAAUAACAAGGAGUUGCGACAAAGUAGCUUGGCUAGAGGAAAGAGCAUUUUGGAAGUUUGAAGGUUUUAUGUUUGCCUCGGCGAUUAUUUCUUGUCUUAGCACAUAUUGGAGAGAGAAUAUAUUAAGACAGAGAAUGAUCAGGAAAGUAGCAAAACAGUUACGAAUUAGCGUAUGAAUAAGAGUUUGUAUAUUUUAUAUUUUUAUAUUUUUGUGUUGUACUUGUAUGUUUGAAGAAGGAAAAUGAGUGAGGUAUAUUUAGCAAUAUAUUCUAUAGCAGACUUAUGUCUUGCACCGAUAGAAACAAUAAUAACUCUAUUUACCAUAAAAUAUUGUAAAUCCUCGAUUAAUAUCAAGCUAAUACCAACUAAGCAAGACUUAACCGAACAAGCAUAUAUAAUAAGUCUCUCAAAUUUUGUUUACGAGAUUAUAAAUAUGAAUGAAAUACCUUAUUAUGCAAGCUUGUGUGAAUUACCAAAUAUUGUUAUAAAUGAAAACAGCUGU